Aspergillus viridinutans is the source of this 687-nucleotide messenger RNA. RefSeq names its product class I SAM-dependent methyltransferase. The record is from RefSeq and is a predicted model, not a curated record. Bases 1 to 687 code for a protein of 228 amino acids. The transcript has a single exon. Lineage: Eukaryota; Fungi; Ascomycota; Eurotiomycetes; Eurotiales; Aspergillaceae.
AUGGCAUCAUCAUCUCCAACCCUCAAAGAAAAUGUCAGAAAGGCCUACGACAACAUAGCGGUCAAGUACUCAGAAUGGACAAAAUCAACCUAUCCAACCCGCGUUGAAUAUCUCCACAAGCUGCUCGAAUACCUCCCGCCCUCACCAGCCGAAAAGUCAGUUCUUGAGUUAGGCUGCGGUUCAGGCCAGCCUUGUACUGCCAUCCUUGCUUCCAACCCCAGUCUGAAAGUCACAGCAAAUGAUAUCUCCCCUGCGCAGCUGGCGCUCGCCGCACAGAAUCUCCCUUCUACAAAUGUGGCUCUUAUAGAGGGAGAUAUGAUGGAGCUGUCGUUUGAAGACCACAGUUUUGACGCCGUGAUUGGAAUGUAUUCGGUCAUUCACCUGCCGAGGGAGGAGCAGGUGACUCUAUCAAGAAGGAUAUACAAGUGGCUGAAGCCUGGGGCAUUCUUUCUGGCGAAUUUUUCGGGAGGACCUGAAUUUGAGAGCUCGUUUGACAAGCAGUGGUUGGAUGGGACGGAUGGAGAGAUGUUUUGGAGUAGCUGGGGAGAGGAAAGGACUUGUGAGGUCCUGUCUUCAAUUGGAUUUGAACUGAUUCUCAGGGAGGUUGUCGUUGAUAUUGAGGAAGAGAAAGGAGAAGGAAGAGAAGUUCCCUUUUUAUGGGUUCUAGGGAAGAAGUCGGAUAAUUGA